UAAAAUGAUGCGGAUUUUCAUACCUACGGCGGAAUUCUCUCUACCUGUAAUUGUCCUCCUGCUAUUCUCACUACUGACGUAUGCCCCUUGUACGGCUCCAUUCAUCGUGUCGAUGCAACAAUACUGCAACAAUGGGAUGCAAUUCAGUGCAGUACGGUUGACCUUGCAUCUAUUCGAAGCGUGGAUGGUUUGGCAUAUCCUGAUGGCUGGAGGGACCUGGAUCAUCUACGCAUUUCUUACCGGAGUCGUGGCCAUAUUGAGCAUCGUCGGGAUCCUGGAGGGGAAAAUCAAGACAAUCCAAACCGAAGCGAAUAUGAACUCCUGCAUAAAAUUUUACCAGCGCAUCCAAAUCCUGCAAACGUUAAUGAAUUCCUUCCUCCGUGACCGAUUGCUUCCAGUGAUGAUGCUCUUCGUCCCAGGGAUCCAGGUAAUCGCGCAGUACGUGACGAUCGAUCACCACUCGGACAUCACGAUGCCUGGCUUUCUGAUCUUUCCCCUUAUCGGGCUGAAUUGUGGGGCGAACAAUGUGCUCGCCUUCACGUUGGCGUCAUUCGUUAACUCAGGGUCGGAAAAGGUCAUGGCGACCUUGAGGAAAAAAUCGAGCCAGUUAAGGGGGAAGAAAGCCUUGAUGAAACGACAACUUCGAGGCUGUACCGCCCUCCAGGUAAAAUUUGGGUCGAACUAUAUCGAUCGCGGGACUCCAUUGGUCGUGCAGACAUUCUGCAUCAAUCAGACUGCAUCGCUCACAUUAAUUAAGGAGGGAAAAUCAAUUCGAUAUUAACAAAGUGUGUCUGUUAAAUUUAGAAACAUAAAUACUUUGUAGAAUAAUUUUCGGAAGAUAUGGAUGUAAUUAUUCAAAUAAUAUUCAUUACGUUAAGCUUCGACGUAAAACUCAUAUCGAUAUCAGGAAUAUGAAACACUACGUAUUAUGUAGAUAAAUAGGUCAGACUGGGAAGAUUCAACGUUAAUUAAAGAGUCCUAUGAUUUAUUUUCCAGAGUUAAUGAAUUUUUAAUUGGCGUGACAUUUAUCAUUUGCUUGCAAAUCAAGCAGAUUCGAGUUUGAUAUGGAACAUCGUGAUGAUAAUAUUAAUUAAGGGACAUGAUUAAGUAAAUAAGUAUGACGGGCAGGGACACAGGUUUGUAAAAUUUUAGUUUCUAUAAAAACGGUGCAAAAUUUUCAAAAUAUUUUUAUGUAGGCAAUGUACCUUUUUUAAAUAUUUGGUUAAUAUAUGCAUGUGUAUGUAGAUACGCUGGCAUGUAUGUGCGUAUAUGUGAUAUUGUACUAUAUAUGUAUGCUCAUAUAUUUAUGUACAUAAUGAAGAAUAUAAUCAACUGUAGCGCAAUCCCAUGCCUGACAUUAAUAUAUAAUUGCACACAUUAAUUCAUCAACAACUCACUACUCCAAUUAUGCAAGUGUUUCUUCACUUACCAGGCUGGUAGUAAUGUUACACACAAAGUUGACAGUUUGUUAUCGAGUUUAGUUCAUUCUGAUUGGUAAUUUGAUUUAGAAACAAGUUCGGCUAUCGUGGAUAUUUGAGAAUGAAUUAUUACGAGAUGCUAACGUAGGGUAUUUUUG
Folsomia candida is the source of this 1576-nucleotide messenger RNA. RefSeq lists its product as uncharacterized. The transcript is spliced from 2 exons. Lineage: Eukaryota; Metazoa; Arthropoda; Collembola; Entomobryomorpha; Isotomidae. The record is from RefSeq and is a predicted model, not a curated record. The coding region runs from base 5 to 781 and encodes 258 amino acids.